AGUGCUAUCUCAGGUAUAAAAGAAAACAUUUACUUUCUAAAACAUUAAAAAGUUAAGAAAAUAGAUGAUGUUGCUUAUAGUUCUAAAUAUUUAAUAUCUAAGCUUUUUAAAAACGACAGCCUAUCAAGUCUACCAGGAUCCAGGCGGUUCCGCUCAUUACUUGUUAUGUUGCCGACAAUUGAAAAAAGGCGCUCAAAAAGAACAGAUGCUUUCGUGAUAAUCUCAUACUACAUCAUGUCUAUUGAGUGAACGUGGUGAUAAUUACAGUUUUUUUGCUAGUAAAGCUUAGCAUCAUACUUCAGGUGCACAACUGCCUGUUAUAAACAGUGUUAAAUUUCUUAGUUUAAGCCUUGACUUUCUAGAACAAGUGUAUUAGUUGUAAAGAGUUGCAUUUUCACUAGUAACUAAAUAAAAUCACGGGUUACUAUUAUUUUGUGAAAACUGUGAUUUAAUGUCUAAAAUUAAAAGUAUUUGUUUCAUUUAUUGCUCCAUAACAGAGUAAUUAUAAAUAAUUGAACGGUUUAUACUAAAAGAGAUUUUUUUUUUCGUACCUAAGCUGAGAGCCUUGAGAUGCUAUAUCAGCGUAGCCUUAACUAGUAGGUGAGCUCACGGGGCUCAAACCUGAUGACGUUGCUAACACGAACCCGUUUUGUUUUUUCGGGCCGGGGGCCGAACCUCCUACGAUGUCCCCGCGCCUAGGGGGCGCGUGGGGUAUGUGGGACUUAACAAUCUGCAAGGUGUUGUGAGCAGAACACGGGCCCAAGGAAUUUUAGGGCCCACCCACUAAACGACUCCCCUGCACUCUUCGCCCAAGCGUCCGAUCCCCUCCGAGGUCAGAACCCGGAUGAGGUAGGGGGGUUACCGCGGUCAACACUACAACCAGACAGCGCGGCUCACCCCAAGGACGCCCAGCGGUCGGAGCCUUCGAGACGAAACGAAGGCUCGAAUUCAAGGCCUUUUCAAGGUCGCAUCUCAGUCGGCUGCAAGCAGCCCCCGCAGUCGCACGAUGCGACACGUACAAUGACGACACGCGGCCGGGACGACACUGUCGAGUUGUUGCCGCUCAAAUCCGCUCUGGUCAACAACAAUUACAAGGAAGAUGAUGUAUACUACGCUCCCAAUCAGGCCGUAGUUGACAAUCCAUCGAGCGGCAGCUCCUACGAGUACACGUUCCUGUCAAAACGAACGCCUGCUUCUAAACGAUUAUUGUCGUCCCGAAGCACGCAGCCGUCGCCGAGCCCACUGGUGACGCUGUGCGGGGCGCCGCCCCCGUCCAGGAAGCGAGAGGAGCUGGCUGCUCUUGCUAACCUGAGAAAGAAAGUAGCGCCAGCAUUGCUCAAGUCCGACAGAAACUGCAAGAACAACAAUAACAAUCAGAAAGCAGAGGCGACAGUAGUGCAACUCGACAACAGACCUAAAUUACUGCAAAGGAGAGUGAGUCUGGCUGUCCAACGAGGCAACGUAGCCAGUAUCUUGGGGACUGUGCCUCCUUCAAGCGCGUUGGAAGAUCUGUUCUACUGUGUUCUGCAGAACAGACCGGUGAGUAUGGUGGUGCAGUGGAGCGAGGUGCGUACGGCGUGGCAGGACAGCGACUUCAUAACCGAGUGCUUGUGUUGGCAUAACGUCUACCGACAGAGGCACGGCGCGCCCCAGCUUUAUAUGGCCCCAGAGCUCUGCGAUUACGCUCAAGCGUGGGCCAACCAUCUCGCUCACACCAACAAGUUCCACUAUAGGAACGACAGAGACGUAGGACAGAAUCUAUAUCAAAGGCCCGUUAGCGCUCUACAACCAGAGAUUACGGGGCAAGAAGUCUCGUCGUACUGGUACGCGGCAGUUAAGCAAUACAAUUUCUUUAAGGAAUCCGAUGUUCUUCAUGCAAACGUUAACGCUGGUCACUUCACACAAAUGGUAUGGAUUUCGACUCGUUAUUUCGGCGUGGGUAAGGCCAGAUCCCGCGCUGGCAAGGUCAUAGUGGUCGCAAACUACUCUCCGCCCGGCAAUAUAUCCGGUCGUUUUGAGACGAACGUCUUACCGCCGUUGCCGGAUAGCUUCCCGGAUCUGACACCGCUUCCGGAACACUGACGACGAUUUUCUAUACGUGGUAGGAGAUUGAAGAUCGACGCCACGUAUUUACAGUAAAACUGGAGGCGCAUUGCUUGAUGCCCAGCUCAGUACAACUAAUUGCUUUAAUUACAAAAAAUGUGCCACGCUACUAAUCAAAUUUUACAUGUCUGUUUUUAUUUUUGGACAGCGAAUGGAUGUGGAUUUAGUAUGAAGGCCAGAGGACCCCCACGAUCUCUUUCUGAACGGUUUUUAAUGCGGAAAUACUGGUACUGGUGGUUUACUUAUACCACUAUCCUGUCUAUUUCUGCCGUGAAGCAGUAACGCGUUUCGGUUUGAAAGGUGGGGCAGCCGUUGUAACUAUACUGAGACCUUAGAACUCAUAUCUCAAUGUAGGUGGUGGCAUUUACGUUGUAGAUGUCUAUGGGCUCCAAUAACCGCUUAUCACCUGGUGGGAUGUGAGCUUGUCCUCCCAUCUAAGUAAUUAAAAAAAUCGACUGGCCUCGUUGUGUUACAAUGUAUAUUUCCCACCAUCCGUCCGUAGUACUAGUGUCCUUACGGCCUGGCCACGGGGAUCGGCGGUGCGAACAGCGAAGCGGUGGGCGAGGCGACCAUUCGCGCAGCACCGUUUGCAGGCCACGGGUACUCACGUUCGCCGCCGCGACUAGUAAGGAAGUCCGACAGCGAAAUGUCUAUAUCGAAAUUAUCUCGAUAUUGCUUACAAAUUAAUAGUUUUUUGGUUCAGGACCUAUUAUUUGGAAAAGAUUGUGAAGUACAUGAUUUGAAUAAGAAUCGGAGUAUACCUAUAGAUGGAGAAUUCCACAAGAAGUACGAGAAAUACUUUGGGUGGCUAGACUUCCAAAUAGCUGGUCUAGCUAGUAUUUCAGCUAUUUUAUUUUUUUAUUGCUUAGAUGGGUGGACGAGCUCACAGCCCACCUUGUGUUAAGUGGUUACUGGAGCCCAUAGACAUCCACAACGUAAAUGCGCCACCCACCUUGAGAUAUAAGUUCUAAGGUCUCAAGUAUAGUUAUAAUGGCUGCCUCACCCUUCAAACCGAAACGCAUUACUACUUCACGGCAGAAAUAGGCAGGGUGGUAGUACCCACCCGUGUAGACUCACAAGAGGUCCUACCACCAGUAAUUACGCAAAUUAUUAUUUUGAAGAUUUCAUUUUUAUCACACGAUGUUAUUCCUUCACCGUGGAAAUCAAUCGUGAACGUUGAGUGUUGUUGAGUACGUAUUUCAUUACAAAAAUUGGUACCCGCCUGAUAUUCGAACACCGGUGCAUCGCUCAACACGAUUGCACCGGACGUCCGUUAGGCCACGACGACUUUAAAAAUAUAAAAUAAAAAAUAAAUAAAAAAUAUAAAAAUUUCGGCGUUAAUUUUUCGCGGCGAAAACAACUAAACUCAUUUAAUCACUGCACUAUUCGCCGCGACUACCGCUCGACUCCGUGGCUCGCGCCGUCCGUAUUCAUGCAUUUGUUUUGCUCGCCCGCCGCAUCGCGCGAUUCGCUCGGUACAUUUCGCCGGUCGCUUCGCCGGUCGCCGGUGCGCGUGGCUUGUUAGGUACAUUUCUAUGCGCUUGUUUUAGUCGCUAGACGCUUCGCCGUUCGCACCGCGCGAAUAUUCGCAUCGGCGAAUGUCCCGUGGCCAGGCUGUUACAGAGACAGAGACGACUUUACCGAUGUGGCAGGGUGUGGGCGCAAAAGUGUCAGAGGGCGCCGACUUUGACACUUUCAAUGAACCUGCUACAUUUGUACUUAUUCCAUUUUGAACGCGAGCUCAACUAGAGGGCGCUAGGGUAAUUAUUGCACACGCUACGUAGGCUAGAGACGUCUUUGUACAAGUGCAUAGCUCCCCUUGAUUUCAAUGUGUUAGGUACGCUGUGUCCAUAUUGUGCCUAUUUGUUUGCCUGACUCGAAAAAUGGCAAAGUAGUACACGCGGCUACGUCAUCUUUAAUUUCAUUGGUACCAUUAAUAUGAUUCAUACCAUUAAGCUGUCGUCCCCAUUGCAGAUUCCAGUUUUUUUAAAAAUAAUAUUGCCGCAUACCUACAUAUUAAGUUUCGGACACUUCAAAAUAUAUCUUAUUUGUAUUGAACGCAUGUAACGGCUCAUAUACAAAGAUAAAGGGUAUAGUGUGAAAUCCCAUUUUAAAAAUUUCGACCAGCUGUUUUUAUUACACACUAAAAUGAAUUAGUAUUUUCUUUAGUGUUCACGAGCCAUUUUAAAACAGCUUCUGUGGAGGAUAGGUCAUGACUGUGUUUUUAAUGUCAUUCAUCAUUCAGUCGUUCGUUAAGUAUAUUAUCCAUGGUUGUUCGUUACCAGUGUUACCACCAAAACUUUAAAGUAAUAGAAAUGCCUUUUUAACAUAUACAUUAAAAUAGAAAUACCUACGAAAACAAGAAUAUUAUUAUCAUUAUAUUUCAGUAAAGUCAUAAUUUCGGGAAUAGAAUAUUUAUUAAUUUAAUUUAAUUUAUUUAUAUUAUUAUUAUGUAUCAUCAAUUCACUCUUAAGAACAGAAAAUCAAUAUGUUAAAGUCGCGAUUAACUAAUCUAAGCUGGAUAUUUUUUGUGUAAUUAGUAUGAAUCAAAACUUAAUUGAUAUAGUACAUUAGAGUACGCUCUCUAGCACGCAGCAAAAUAAUUUAAACUUUUUAAAUUUAUUUCUUAUUGUUCAUUAAAAGCAACGAAUUAAUAGGUGAUGUAUCGAUAUCUGUGCAUUUCAAUAAAAACUUUACGUAAUUUUACUGCGUUAAAAAAAAAUAUUGUAUACUAUUACUUUAAAAUUAGGCUUCGCGUAGUUUUAGGACAAGUAAAUAAUGGUUGUUUUUGGCAGAGCUUGUAAUUUUAUAUUAUAUUAUAGGUAUCGUAAGUUUAAUCGAAACAAUCGUGUAUAAUGGAAUGUAUUAGAAAAUAGUUUUAAAAAAUGCUGAUGGUUCAUAGUAACAUAAUUAGUGCACACUUAGCAUGUCUUAUUUUAAACUAGCAGUCUAUUACAAGAAUAAUCUUAUAGAAAACACAAUUUAUUUAUAUGAUAAAAAUGCAGUAAAUUUAAAUUACUUACAAUUUUCAUUCUAAUAUAAUAUAAUAUAUAAAUUUGUAAUAAUCCAAUAACACGAAAAUAAUGUUUUAAACUAAUACUUUUAACUGGUCUUCCUAUGAGGUUGAUAUUUACAAAAUAUUGUAUAUACACUUGUUACCUAUACCUGUAAUCGAUUUAAUGUAUUUUAAUGUAGUGUCUCUUGCAGUAGGUAUUUAGAUCGCAAAUUACUGUUCUUUCAGUACUUUCAGUACUGAAUUCUUUGUCAAUUAAGUAAUGCCAAUGCGAUAUUAAUUUACAUUGACAAAUAAAGGAUAUUAAUUAAAAACAAAAUCUAAGUUUAAAGUGUAAGUUAAUUGUAAAGGCUUCUCCACAUUCCAUUGUGAAGCGCGAUUUGAUUGAUAGGACAAAUUCUUUCGGUUCCGCUUAAGGUUCACACCAGAUUCACAUAAUAGUUCGCGUGGCUAAAAAAUGCAUACCGAAGUUGCUAUUCUGCGUGUUGGGCUACUUGACAAAUUAUGUAUUAAUAAAUUUGUCGCGGAACAAAUAACCGCAAAAAGUACGUAAAACAGGCCCUACAAUAGUUUUUCAUGGCCUAGCGUGCGAUUCGCGCGGGAAUGUGGAACUCACUUUAUUUAUGAUGAUAACCGUCAAGAGGAUCCGGCCUACUCCUAAUUUUUAUAUUUAAAAUUUUACUUCAUUUCAUAUUUCUUUUCGUUAAAUAAUUACUUUAUGUAACAUAAUAUCAAAACAACGAAUUUUACUGUUGACCAUUGGUCUGGAUUACGAGUUUAGUGUUUAGAUGCACUCGCUUUUACAGCACUUUUUCUAUGUAAGACUUAUAAAAUUCAUUGUAUUUACAAUACUUUCUUCAUUAGUAGUAAGUAGUGGGCUGUACGGAAUUACGUAUGUACUGUACGGAAUUUACUUAUGGGAAUUUUUAAACAUCGAAUAUCGUUGAGACGAGAAUAUAAAAAAAUAUUUAUUGCUAUAAUUUUAUCAACAAGCGUAACCUAUAAUUCGGAUAUCAGAGUAAAGAACGAUAUCGAAAAAAAAAAUCCUGACAAAUGUUUCCUGUCCCGACAAACUUCUCUUGGUUCUCUAAAUAAACAAUUCCUUUGAAAUUCUUAGAGACGAUACGUACUGCUUGCAGUAACCAUUAAACCAAAUUGGCUUUUAUAAUGCAAAGGAGCCCUCAACAGAAGCACAGUGACUGUGGUGGUGGUGGUUUUUUUUUAAUUCCCAUUGUAGACAGACGAGUAUACGAGCCGUUUCAUGAUGAUGGUCGGGUCACAGAUGUCAGCAACCCCACGGGCACAGCCAAUCAAAGCCAAGUAAAAAACUACGCUCUACAAUAUUUUUUAAAGCAGACGUUCCGUUUCACCUUUAGUACCAGUACCUAACUACUCGGCCGACUUUCCAAAGUAUCUCCCAAAUGGCGAAUUUUAUAUUUAUAUACUUCAUUUAAGGGUCAUUCGGACUGUCUAUAGUUAUAGUCUAAUGGAAGAAGCAUCUACCAAGUUUCUUCAUUCUUUAUGUAUUCUGUAUUUUAUAAGGAAUUUAAGAUACCCUCAUCUUUUCUUAAAUUAUAGCACCUCACGCCACAAGAGACUUUUCAUGACUGCGUUUUUAGUGAUUGCUUGUGCCUCCAUAUUUAUUCAUUCCUAUUAUUCAGCAGCAUAGUAAGAAACGCUUUGCGCUGAGGAUUGGUUUGUCGAUGACAUUGCUGAUGUUUAUGAGUGGCGGUAACUUUUACUCACUUCCGGUGGGUUGUAUAUUUUGAUGGCCAUAUAUAAUUUUGUUGUAUUUUUUUUUUUUUACACGCCACGUUAUCUGGUCCCGUGCUAAGUUCGUAAAUAACUUGUGUUACAGGUACCAGAUAAGGGAAAUAAAUGUAAGAUUUUUAUUAUACACAUACAUAUAUUUAAUAUACAUCCAUAACCCUGGAAAAUACAUUUAUAUUUAUCAUACAUAUUAAAUAUCUUUCCUUGGCGGGAUUCGAACCCGCGACCCCCUUGUGUAGUGACCAUGUCACUUACCACUACACCAGACGGUAGUUAAAUCGUAUUAAUUUUAUAAUUCCUGUUUUCCAUGUAGGAUGAAAAUGUUCCCCAUGUAAAAUGUAAUUUAUUUUCUUUACGUAAAUCAGGCCAUAUUAGAGAGAGAGAGAGAUCUCAAAUUAAUUUCCGUUUUGUGUUCUAAAAGUUUCCGACCAGAAUAGUAUUUUUCUCGUAAAUUUAUCAUCACUAUGUAAGAAAUGUAAUACUAUUAUCUAAUAUAAAAUCCAUCAUAUCAUAAUAAAAAUAUCUAUAUCACAUUGUAUGUGAAACAUGAAUGCAAUAUUUAAAAUUAUUUAAAUACAUACCUAGCAUUUUUUUUUGAGCGCAUGUGUUUAUUUAUUUAUUAUUUAGAUUUUGAAAAUUGCAAAUGGCAAGGAAAAUAGUAGUGUUUAACCCUUUGUAGAAUAAUGAUAUCAUUAUAAGGCCUCUUCCAUAAUAUUAUACCACUUGUUAAGUUUGUUAAUUGUAAGCAAGUUGUUAUUUGUUGUAAUACUGUAGGUAUUUUAGUAGAUUUAGAUGAAAAUUAGGUUGUGUACAAUGUGACUGUGGUCCUAAUUAAAAUUCAGGAACCAUGUUGAGUAGUUUUACAAUUUAAUCCAACAACAAUGUAGAAACCACCAACAUAGCACAGUAUGUUAGUGUUCUGCGAUUAUUAAUAAGGAUCACAGGAAUGUUUGAUAUUGAUAUGUUGAUGAUUGAUCAAUUGGCUGUGAUUUGUUAAACGUUAUUUGUUAGACCAGAGAGGCAGCUUGGCAAUAUUUUUACUAGUUAAAUAAACGACAUUGAAAAUGUAAGCAUUCUUUCAUUUAUUUGGAAACUAUUAUUUGAUCUAUAGUAGUUUUCUUUAAAUAUCUCCCAAUUUAGGUGUGACGCAUCAAACUUAAUUAAUAGGUAAUUGUUGCUAUUUGUAAGAAUUCUUGGUUUCAUUAUAUUUAUAAUAUUAAAAAUCAAAACAUGACCCUAUAUUGAUAAUAAUCUAAUAAUCUCUUAUCUCUAUAAUUGGAACAAGGUAUUACAAACACUCGAGCUCAUUUAUGUUGUUGAUUAUUCUGAAAGCAUCCAAAUUAAAUAACUAAGAACUAUAAGACUGAUGACUAUCAUGUUUAGAACUGAUCUAUUUAAGAUGUAAUGGAACACUAUAUUGAUUUUUUAACUUGAUCUAAAAUUAUUAACAUAACAUUAAGUGCUUUGCUUUAUAUUAAUACAUUUAAAAAAUCAAAGGAAAUGUGUAGAAAAUAAACUUUAUUGGUAUCUUUUAAAUAAAUCUUACAAUGCAAAAGAGCUCUAUCUACUCUGUCCAUCUAUGUUUACAACUUGUACACACAUAAUACAAUCUCAUUUCUUCUUCGGCGCGUCUCGUCUGGCCUUGAAAGAAUACUGCUUCUCUGUGAUUACACUUUGGGCACAUGUGAUCCUUGGUUCUAGGUAAAGUCGGGUCGCUUACUACAUCAGGGUUUAUAUGCGUCAAUUCGUCUACCUCGUGCAUAAUUUUGUUGACGUAAACGCAAUUUGAAUCCGCAAGUUGUUUAUAAUCACAAUUUCUGCACGCGUACAGCAAAACUUUGUUAUUUUUAUCUUCGCGCGGGUAAAGCAUAUUGUUACAUUCUUGACAAAAUUGUAUGCCGACAUAACCAGGACCGCCGUCUUUUCUACUUAAGCUUAUAGCACUCAUUUCCUUACUGUUAAUUUUAAAAUGUCCUAUUCAAAGAUAAUAUAACCACCUCGAAUCGUUUUUUAACACUAAACUUGACAAUUGACAUGAAAGACUACACAGAGGUGUAGUAAUUAAAUUUUACGUCUAUCAUUAUGUUCACACUGGUGUUUUUGCUUAGUUUAGUAAACAAAAA
This is a messenger RNA of Bombyx mori (domestic silkworm), 9009 nucleotides long. RefSeq lists its product as uncharacterized. NCBI's taxonomy places the organism in Eukaryota, Metazoa, Arthropoda, Insecta, Lepidoptera, Bombycidae. The transcript has 9 exons. The coding region runs from base 1021 to 2082 and encodes 353 amino acids. Gene Ontology annotation, cellular component: extracellular region. The record is from RefSeq and is a predicted model, not a curated record.